UGCAACCCGGAAAUGGAGCAUCAACUAUUUCAACGUGUCGAUUUUAGACCGUGAGCUUAAAAUGGCCGGAGCCAGAGCCGGAAGUGAGAACUCACCGCCUCGCGUCCUUAGAAUCAGCCAGCUGGACGCUUUUGAGCUGGACGAUGCCCUGGAGCAGCUCGUCUGGUCCCAGUUUGCGCGAUGCUUCCAGCAUUUCAAACCAGGCCUGCUGACUCGUGUGGAGCCAGAGCUCAAAGCUCUGCUGCAGCUCCUCGUGUGGAGGUUCACCGUGUAUUCCAGCAGUGCCACCGUAGGCCAGACGCUGCUCAACAUCCGCUACCACAACACGCUCAUCGCCGGACAGAAAUACAGGUCUCUGAGCAGGCGGCAGAAACUGUGGUUCGCUUUGCUCACGGUGGGCGAGAAGUGGUUGAAGGAACGUUCUCACAGCUUGUUCCUCAGCAACAGUGCGCAUUCGGGCCUCCAGAAAACACGUCAAGCUCUAGCUUUGGUUAGCAGCGCAGUUAAAGUGGCUAGCCUGCUCAACUUUAUGCUCUUUCUACAAAGCGGGACAUUUCCCACUCUGACGGAGAGGAUGCUGGGAGUGCGGCCGGUGUUCGUCCGGGAUCAGAGCGCCCGUGAAAUCAACUUCCACUACAUGAACCGGGAACUGCUGUGGCACGGCUUCGCCGAGUUCCUCAUCUUUCUGCUGCCGCUGAUCAACGUGUGGAAACUAAAGACCCGUGUGUCUGCGCUGUUCUCCAUUUCUGAUCAUUCAAGCCAGAAAUCGGAGUCUGUCGGACGUUCCGAGUGCGGACUAUGCGCCGAAUGGCCCAUCAUGCCUCACUCCAUCGGGUGCAGCCACGUCUUCUGCUACUACUGCAUCAAAAGCCAUACGGCUGCCGACGUCUUCUUCACGUGUCCCCAAUGCGGUGCUGAGGUCACCACCAUACAGCCAGUCAAGUUUCAAAUAGAAAUGGCGGAAAUGCAGCAGACAUGAUUUUUUUCCCCACAACAUGUCAUUGACAGUAACCAUAAUGUGAACUUCUGUUCGAAUCCCUAGAGACCAGCUGAUGAAAGACUGCAGCUUGUGCCUUUUUGUUGGCAUGAAAUAUGCAAGAAAAGGCCGAGGAGAGACGAACUCGAUGAUGCUUAGUUUCAAAUUAAAACGAUUUCUGUCGCUAAUUUAUUCCUGCUCAUUAAAGUUUGAUGGGGACUCGAGUAUCAGAGGUCCACUUUUCCUCUCCCGCGUUCUCAGACGGCGCAAAUGAAUAAACAUCAAAACAGCUCGAGCGCCUGCACGUUUGCAUCUCCAGUGAAGUGUGAAAUUUGCACAAGAUCAAGGAGAGGCCAUGAUGGGAUGGGAUGUGGGGAGUGUGUGUGUGCGCGUGUGUGUGUGUGGUGGGGGUGUUUUGGGUGUACGGAUUGACAGACAUCCCGGCGUAAUCUCCUUGGCCUUCUUAAGACGGCAGUAAACUGUAACCAACCCUAGUAGGUCUGUGUGCUUUUUUUUUUAUAACCCACAUUAUGCACUAAUCCUAAUAAUAACAGCAAAGACGGUUAUUUAUUCUGGCGUUAACCUUCUCCAAUGAGCCAUGCCUCCAGCAAAAUGCACCCAAGUGGGCUCAGGCCUGCUGGAAACUCCCACCUUGUUUUGAUCGCAUGGCCUUAAUUGCUGAUUUCGGAGGCAAUCAAUCACGACUCCAGGCGUGAUGGAGCCCAUGGUCUGUUUUGUGCAUCUUUUGAAAUUAUUCUCCUGAAGUUUCUUGACAAAGAGAGCGCUGAAGUCUUGCUUUGAGCUUGUUAUGCUAAUGUGCUAUUGCCAAACACUACACUGCAGCCUUUGUUUUCAUUCAGGAUUAAAAGACGUCCACUGAAAUGUCUUCUACUAUCAUUUACAUACAUAUCCACAAAAAUUCCUGCGGAAUAAAAGACAAAAAAAAAAAAGAAAGAAA
Pangasianodon hypophthalmus (striped catfish) is the source of this 1934-nucleotide messenger RNA. RefSeq names its product peroxisomal biogenesis factor 2 (gene pex2). Gene Ontology annotation, biological process: protein import into peroxisome matrix. Gene Ontology annotation, molecular function: zinc ion binding. The transcript is spliced from 2 exons. Bases 62 to 979 code for a protein of 305 amino acids. Lineage: Eukaryota; Metazoa; Chordata; Actinopteri; Siluriformes; Pangasiidae. Gene Ontology annotation, cellular component: peroxisomal membrane. The record is from RefSeq and is a predicted model, not a curated record.